CUUUGUCAGCCGUCACCCACCGCUUUCCAACCUCCAAAUGCCAUGGGUCCUGAGCCGCCGCCCGCGCCCACAGCCAGUCGCUGGCGUCGGCGUGCCGAGAGAGCGGAGGAGGCUGCGGCCGAGGUGAGGAAGCUAGGUGAGGAGGCGAAGCUAGGUCAGGAGGCUGGCAGAAACACGGACGCAGAGCGUGAAGUGGAUGCCAAGAAGAUUGAGAAGCCAGAGGUGGUAGCCCAUGAGGUGGCCAAGGUGGAGCGCCACAAGCCACAGGAGCCUUGCCCCAUUUGCCUGGAAGGCUUUUCAGCCGAAAGCUUGCCUCGCACCUGUCGGAAGUGUCACAACAAUUUUCAUCAGGCGUGCCUCGCAGAAUGGGCCAAGAAGGAGCAACAGAUCAAGUGGGAGCAAAAGCCCUGGAUGUUGCCGUCGCAAUUCGAAUCUGGCAGCUGUCCCUGUUGCCGCUCAUCCAAAGGACAUGACAAGUCCAGACGGUGGAAGAAGUAAAGAAGUAACUGGAUGUGGGUGGAAACUAGGCCCUAGGCCCAUCCUCCACAUGACCUGAACAAACAAAAACAAAAAACUUAUACCAAGGCCCCCGCAGCCAGGGGUGGUUCAUACCCCGCG
Durusdinium trenchii is the source of this 618-nucleotide messenger RNA. NCBI's taxonomy places the organism in Eukaryota, Dinophyceae, Suessiales, Symbiodiniaceae. The record is from the annotation of a GenBank genome assembly.